Heteronotia binoei (common prickly gecko) is the source of this 3092-nucleotide messenger RNA. It is a transcript of the gene GLYCTK, whose product is annotated as glycerate kinase. The coding region runs from base 592 to 2106 and encodes 504 amino acids. NCBI's taxonomy places the organism in Eukaryota, Metazoa, Chordata, Lepidosauria, Squamata, Gekkonidae. Gene Ontology annotation, molecular function: glycerate kinase activity. The record is from RefSeq and is a predicted model, not a curated record. The transcript is spliced from 8 exons. Gene Ontology annotation, biological process: protein phosphorylation. Gene Ontology annotation, cellular component: cytoplasm.
GACUUGUGGGAUGUAACGCGGCUCCGGCAAACAAGGGAGGACUACAAGUACUGUAGGAAUGAAAACUGUACGGACAUUGGCCACGGGCUCGCCAAGCGGUGGCGUUAGCGAGUGCUCCCUUCGGUUUUUCGCGCCAUAGAGCUGCAGAGCGGGAACGUUCCUCAGCCCGCAGACAUCCAAUCCCUGCUUAGCGUCGUGGGAUUUUGAACGCCUCCCCAGUCCUUUUCUUUUGGCCCAGUUCCGGUACUAGAAGGGAGCCUGGCUGGAGAUGAAAGUGCCAGAAGAAGCAGAAUAUUGUGAGGUUUCACUCAAUUUCCUGGAUUGCAGUGUUGUGUUUGGAAGGGAUUUUUCAAGUAACAGAAGACUAGCUGAACAAGAAGACCUCUGGACUUUCUUAGGAAGCUGCCAGUGCCAUUGCUGGAGGCCAAAGCAAGAAAACAAUCUGAUGGAGUCAGAGUUUCUGUGAGAGAGGUUUACCAUGGCAGGCUAGCCUUUCAGGUCACGGUUUCUGCCUGGAAAGGUUUACCUGUUGUUGGCAAGGCUUGCUGGCAGCCAGCCUUUCGCUCCGCUGGUGAAGCUACUCCUCUCAACAUGGCCCUCAAGGAGCAUGGGCUACACCUCUUCCGCAGUGCUGUGGGCACUGUCCUUCCAGGUCCCAUGCUGAAGAAGGUCCUGGUUCUUGAGACAGGCAGACGCCCCAGGCUUGUGGUUCAUGGCCGGUCUUUUGAACUGAGGAAGAACUUGUAUCUGGUUGGUUUUGGGAAGGCUGUUCUGGGCAUGGCAGCAGUGGCAGAAAGCAUCCUCGGAGACCAUCUUGUUAGAGGAAUAAUAAGUGUUCCACAAGGCAUUCAGGCAACUCUGCGGCUCAAAGGAAUGAGGGAGAUGUUGCUGAAACCCCAGAGUUGCAUCCAAGUCGUAGAAGGAGCUCAGCACAACCUUCCUGACAGAGAAUCUCUGAAGGCAGCCAGUGCCAUUCGGGAAUUGGCAGAGGGCCUGACAGCAGAGGACCUUCUUCUAGUGCUGAUCUCGGGAGGGGGAUCUGCACUUUUGCCUGCACCUGUCCAACCAGUCACCCUUGAAGAAAAGGAGACUGUUACCAAGCUCCUUGCUUCCAAGGGAGCCACCAUUCAAGAGCUUAACACCAUUCGGAAAGCACUGUCUUUGUUAAAAGGUGGGGGGCUGGCACGGGCUGCCUUUCCAGCACAGGUUUUGAGCCUCAUCCUCUCCGAUAUCGCUGGGGAUCCUGUGGACCUUAUAGCCAGCGGACCCACUGUUGCUAGUCCUCGCAGUAUCCAGGAUUGCUUUCAGAUCCUCGCCAAAUACAAUCUGACUAGCAUCGUUCCAGAGUCGGUGCGAACAGUACUCUCCAGUCCGGGCCCAGAGCAUGACCCUCCUAGAGACUUUGCCCACGUCCACAACAUCAUCAUUGGCUCUAACAGACUCGCUUUAGAGGAGGCCAAACGCCAAGCAGAGAAUCUGGGCUACCUGACUGUGGUUCUGAGCGAUGCAGUGUGCGGGGAGGUCAGCACUGUUGCCUGCCUCUACAGCCUUUUCAUUCAGCUUGUUUGCUUGAGAGGUACUGGAAACAGCCGUUUAAAGGGCAAGGUGGGAGAAGCUCUCUCAACUCUUGCAGCAGAGUUGGAGAUUCCAGGCUUGGAUCUCAUGGACAUUUUAAAUCUUUUGCAAGGAUCCCAAGCAGAAAGGCCUGUUUGCUUCCUGGCAGGUGGGGAGACCACAGUGCAGCUUCAAGGAACUGGGAAAGGUGGGAGGAACCAAGAACUGGCUCUGCGAGUGGCCUUAGAACUGCAUAGGGCAAAGGCAUCUGGGGAUGGUGCCUCCCUUGAGAAAUACGAAGCUGUGUUCUUGAGUGGAGGCACCGAUGGGCAGGAUGGGCCAACAGAGGCAGCUGGAGCCUUCUCUAGCCAGGAGCUGGUGGGCAUGGCUGAGCAGGAAGGUUUCAACGUGGAGGCUUUUUUGACCAACAAUGAUUCAUACACCUUCUUCACCAGAUUCCAAAGUGGGUGUCACCUUCUGAUGACAGGCCUGACAGGCACAAAUGUCAUGGAUAUCCAUGCUGUCUUAAUCAGAGUCAGAGGUGCUAAGUGAUGGCACCAGAAAGCUGAGAAGGAGGAACAUCAACGUUAAAGGCAAAUCCAGACUGCACACAGUGGGGAAUACUGCCCUCUAGACUGUUAAUACCAAGGACAUAAAGGAACACUUCUUAAUUAGUAGACACUCUAUUUUCAUUAAUUCGGUUGAGACAAAAGAUAACCCUAGCAAUAGCACCCUGGAUGGCCUGCAACUAGUACCAGAAUGCAUGUUGCAGUAACAGAAAUGUCUGUAAUUUCAAGCACAUCAUGACAUGUUAGCCUGGUAAAAAUGGUAUCUUAUUCUAACACUGAAGGGCUGUAGCACUUCAGAGAUUAACGGGUUCAUUGUGAUGUCUGCUUUUGUAGACUUCAGCAGAUGUGUGAAUUCAGAGCUCACCUGAAUGCCUCGAUAGCUGCAGGGCUUCAGGGUCUUACUGCCACACAUCAAGCAGGUGUGCCUUUGCUUUGACUCCUCAUAUCCAUCUAAGAUUUGGCUUGCUGUUACUCUGUAUAUCCAUAAAGGCAACAAAGGCAUGCUGGUCAUACAACCAAAAGAGCUUUCCAUUGAGGCAUUCACUUCUCUGCUCCUGUCCAGUUAGGGGUAUACUGGAAAUGUUUUGUGAUUAAUGUAGUCAGAAGCAUUCAAACUUCUUUUCACAUAUGUUUGUCAAACAAGCAAAUUAGGAUGAUUGCAAUGAUAAAUGCUCAUCUUUUAAUCAUGCAGUGCACAAUCCAAAGGGAGUUAGAUUUCUUCCUGCCCCAAGAAAGAAUCUGAAACUCUAAAAUCCAGUUGCUUAAAAAAAUUAAUUAAAUCAAAGUCACCGGUUUACCAUACCUAUAUUACCUUAUUGCCUGUGUGAAAGCAUAGAGGAAAAUAUAUAAGCUUAUUCUUUGAUUUUGAUAUUUUUGAAUAUAGUAUGGCCAUGGUGCCAUAUCAUAAUGUAACCUUUUGAAUACAGUGUGACCAUAGUGCCAUAUUGUAAUAUAAUUCUUUCAGUGAAA